GAGGAAGGAGACGCCAUUAGAGGGAGGCAGAGAGGGAUCGUUCUUCGCCUUUCCUCCGGUGCCUGACGUGGUGGGCUGGGGCCCUUCAUUCUUGGACUUUCCCUCAGCCCUUCCAGGCCUCGCCCGAGGAGGGAGUGGGGACAGCGCCCGGGUCGGCGGGGCCGGGGUGGUGGGGGCUGAGCCGGCUGUGGCUGUGAAGGCACUGCCGCGGCUGUCGGGAGGGCGGCGCGACACUCGGGCUCGGGCGGCCGGGAAGCGACGGGAUGGCUGCGGCCGGCGGCGGCGGCGGGGCGGCAGCGGCGGCGGGCCGAGCCUACUCGUUCAAGGUGGUGCUGCUGGGGGAAGGCUGCGUGGGGAAGACGUCGCUGGUGCUGCGCUACUGCGAGAACAAGUUUAACGACAAGCACAUCACCACUCUGCAGGCAUCAUUCUUAACAAAGAAGUUAAAUAUUGGUGGGAAAAGAGUAAACCUUGCCAUAUGGGAUACGGCAGGUCAAGAGAGAUUCCAUGCAUUGGGUCCAAUUUACUACAGAGAUUCAAAUGGAGCUAUUUUAGUUUAUGACAUAACAGAUGAAGAUUCUUUUCAGAAGGUAAAAAACUGGGUCAAAGAAUUACGGAAAAUGUUGGGAAAUGAAAUCUGUUUAUGUAUAGUUGGUAAUAAAAUAGACUUAGAAAAGGAGAGACAUGUUUCCAUUCAAGAAGCAGAGUCGUAUGCAGAAUCUGUGGGAGCAAAACAUUAUCAUACUUCAGCCAAACAGAACAAAGGAAUUGAGGAACUCUUUCUUGACCUUUGUAAAAGGAUGAUAGAAACAGCACAAGUGGAUGAGAGAGCAAAAGGCAAUGGCUCUAGUCAGCCGGGAACUGCAAGGCGAGGUGUACAGAUUAUUGAUGAUGAACCUCAAGCCCAGACCAGUGGUGGAGGGUGCUGUUCUUCUGGAUAACUGUUCACGCCUAAGAAAUUAAAAGACAGAACAAAACUGUGGAUCAUUGCCCUCAACAUGAAGACUGCCAUAUUCCAAGUCACAUUAUUUUACCAAUGGAAUUAUAGAAUUAACAGUAUUUUAAAUUACGUUUAUAACACUGCAGAGACCUUAAGUGCUAAACUUAGUGGAGUUUGUGACCAGAGAAUUGGCAUUUUCUACAAAUGUUAACAAAGCAAUUACCAAUGGCCUUUUUACAUAUUUUUUUCUUUAAUGAGGAAUAAUAUGCAUGUAGAAAAGACCUACUUAAAGGCUUCAUUUAUAUUCUUUCAAAUCAAAUCUUUAUUUAAUAACUUAUAUAUGUUGUUGGAAUGGUUACAUUUUUGCAGCCCUUUGUAUUUUGUGGUAGUUUGAAUUGUAUCACUUCUAAACAGCAAACUGUUUUUGUUUCUGUUUUUGUUUUUAAUUAGCAGAUAUCUGAAGUACUAUUUUUGCAGGGUUUGCACAGGCCCGUAACUGUCUACUACUUUGAUAUAAUCUGUAUACAUCCUGUAUGCUGAGCUGGUAAAAUGCAUUGUAAAUUACAUAUUAAAUAUUUUAUCUGCUUUUACAAGCGCAAGGUGCAAAAAUAUAUACAAUAGUCUCAUUGAUGACUGUAACGUGAAUUAACAUUUGGUGAUUAUGCCUAAGCUUUUUUGACUAAUAUAAAGAUCAUAGCUCCCCUUCACUUCUGUCUUAACUUGAACAUGGCGUGUUUAAAUUUUCAUACAUACUUUACUUGAAUUAUUGCUGUUGUCACAUAUUUUUGCCUCUGUGAGUUCAUCCGAUGAUUGAGCAGUAGCAUUUGCCUUUUGGGUUUUUUGUUUGUUAUUAUAGAAGAGAUGACUUCUGCUGAUUUUGCUUUAGAAUGGUUACCUUAGAAGAAUUUGGGUGGCUCAUGUUGAAUUUCACUUCUGCAAUAGCUUUAGUUUUCUCAUAGGCUUUGUAAGAGAUGGAUUCAGUGGUAUGAGCAGAGGAAGAGAUCCCAGAUAGUAGCCAGUUACCAAGACUCAUUCAUAUAGCACGUAGUUUAUGUUCCUGAGGCAGCACUUUUAGAUCCUUUGUGAGCAAGUUCUAUUUGUUCAUUGCUUGCCAGAGAUGAACACAGAAUGUUCGUUUCAUUUUAUAAGAACUAUCCUGAGUUUCUGUGGAUGGAAACAUUACAUGUAAUGCAGAUAUAGUGAACACUGGAAAGAUUUAUUAAAGAAUUAUAUUUGUGUAUACUUUAUAAAUUAGUCCCUCAUUAGAUUUUUUUUUCUUAAGCAUAUGACUGAACUUAAAUAUGUUAAUUUUAGUAGAAUCAGGCACUGCUCACAGAAGGAACGCAGAUUGUAGAAAUUAACAUAAAUUGUUCUUGUUCUAAUAUAUAUAUUUUUUCAUUUCUGUCAUGCUUGGAAAACUAGUAAAUACUAUGUCUAAGAUAAAAUGGAAUGGCCCCUGGAUUUACUUCUUAUAAGAAGCAGUAGUAUGUAAUAAAGCUGUUAGCAUGAGCAAUUAAGAGGCUGUAAAGAGAUUGUAGUUACAAAAGAAAUACUGCCAUAUAUUUAAGUUAAUAACUUAAACCUUCUCAAAUGGGUUAAAAGUUGAAUGAAUUGACACCCUGAUGUUACGAUGUUGGAAUUUUAACUUAAACUAGGAGGCAUUCUGUGAGCCUUCACUUUACCUUCUUUAAUUAUUGUCCUUGCUAAACUCAACACAGACCUUUCUGUAUGUGUUUUUGAGGAAGUUGGGGCUGGAAGCGUCAGGGAGAUAAGCCAAAAUUGUCUUCUUUUAUGGGGUAAUUGUACUCUGUAGUCUCUUGGUUUCCUGUGAAGUUAGUAUUUAUGUGGGGGUCGGGGAAGGCAGCAAGAAUCAUGGGUAUCACAGGGUACUUUGUUUUUGCCCUGCUGGCUCUUUCAGACAGAGUGAAGAAAGCUUUUCCAUUCUUACUGUUGUAGAAGUAGAUAGGAAAUAAGCUUUUCUCAUUGCAGUGAAAUAUGUUUUAAAAACUAGAGGAGCUGGGCGCAGAGGCAUGCAUUUGUAGGGCCAGCUACUUGGGAGAGUGAGACAGGAGAUCACUUGAGGCCAGGAUUUCAAAUCCAGCCUAGGUAACACAGACCUCCAUCUCUAAAAGACACAAAAACUAUUUAGAGAUGAAAUUGAGCUUUAUUUUAAAAAACAUUCUAAAGCCUGAUAAUUGGAGAGCUAUACUUCAGCUUUUCAUCCUGCUUUAAUGAAACAGCCAGAUAGGAACCUCUGCUCCAGAAUUGCCAGAUAAUUAUUGGUGGGUCAUAACUAUUCUCCAUAUUUUUUUUUCUUUUCUCUCCUUUGGUUUCUGUGUUAUCUUUCUUAACCUCACGUAUUUCUUUAUCCUUUUUAGUGGGGGCCUGUAAUUCAGGCUAAUUCAAUAGCAACAAUAGACAACAUGAUAUGGCUGCUGUCACUUUAAAACCCAAAAGGUCUUUGGGUAGGAAUAGAGUAAUGAAAGAGGACCAGUCAACUUCAGUAUAUAUACAAAGGAAAGACAGAGAUGAUAAACCAAGGCUGAGGAAAUUUUUCUGAUACUUUCUUCAUUUCUCUAAUAUAUCUUUUGCAUUCUUUUUCUGAUAAUUGUGCUAUUAGGUGGAAGACACAAGUUACCACGUUGUGUAUUAAAAGCAGUAGGUAGGUUGAGCCAGUAUUUUUUCAAGUAGUAAGCAUAUACAGCUAACUUAUAUAAUUAAAAAUUGUUUUAAGAUAGUGAUUAAAAAUACCUGAAUAUUAUGUUAAAAGUUACAAUCAUUGUUUCUGUAAUGAUGAUGGGUAUUCUGCUUCUUGUGUUUUAUUGUAAUUACAGGGGAAGAUUGUUUUUAAAAAUGUAUAUUGCCAUGCUUUUGGGGUAAAGCCGUAAUAUGAAAAGAAAAAAGCAUUAUGUUAUUGUAUGAAAUAUAAGUGUUCAGAUUUGUUUUGUUUGGGGUGUUGCCUAAGAAUACCCUAAAGCUAUGGCUGUUACUGCAUUGAAAUCUUUUUUUUUUAAUAGUAGCCAUAUGUUGUUAGUGGAGUACUUUAUAUUUGACAUUAAAGUAAAGAAGAAGAGUAGUACUUCACUUUUAGAUUUUUAGUAAUGAAAGAUAAAAUUGGAAAAAUAGGGAAAGAGCGUAGGGAGGAGUAGAAUGGAAGUCAAGUAAAUAAAAAACUACAACCUAACAGUUUUUUAAGUCACUUUGAAAAGUACAUUACUUUUAUCAAAGAGUUUCUAAUUAAGGCAAACUAUGCGUUAUGCCAAAUAUUAAGAACAUUUUAAAAAUGGAUUGUGAUACUGUUUAUUUCUUUACUUAUAUAGUUUUCAAUUUUCUGUAUUAUAAGUGCUACCAGGAUUCUAGAUAGUUGAUCUUACAUAUUCAGAUAAUAUAGUUUGCUCUUAUAAUUACCCGUUACAUUAUCUCUAAAAGUAGUUUGAUCUGUGCCUUUAACUUUUAGAAUCUACCUUUUGACUUGUUUGCUAUUGUAGAGUUUUCAGUUUUCUCUGUAGAUUCAGUGUGGCAAAGAGGGAAUACAUAAUUUGUGACCAUUUAAGAUCCUGAUGUUUUCUGGAAAAGGAUAUAGAUAGUAGUAGUGACCAGCAGGAGCCUCACAAUAAUGUCUAAAGGUAUAAAGACUGAGUAGAUCCCUAAGUACUCUUCUCUAAAUUAUAAAAUGCAUUACCUAGGCUUUAAUAGUUAAAAGCUGGGAUUCAUUGAACCGCAUCUACUUGAUUUCAUAAUAUGCAUUGAUUUUAGUAUGUUGCUGUUCUGUUAUCUGUAAUCAACUAUAACAGAGUAAUAUAUUUGGUGUUCUGGACCAAAAUUCGUGCUAUACAUAUGUCUGACUUUGAUGGCCUUUACCUUUUCAAGAAAACAGUUGCAAUUUUGAGCAAAAUUUUCCUAGUUGUAAUAUUUUAAUAGUGUCAUGUAAUGGAAAAAAUUUAGAAAUACUCCUAAGAGAGUUUCCAAUUUCAAGCAGAAAUGCUUCUCUUCUAAAUAAAUACCACUUAAUUGAUA
This is a messenger RNA of Nomascus leucogenys (northern white-cheeked gibbon), 4957 nucleotides long. RefSeq names its product RAB21, member RAS oncogene family (gene RAB21). NCBI's taxonomy places the organism in Eukaryota, Metazoa, Chordata, Mammalia, Primates, Hylobatidae. Gene Ontology annotation, molecular function: GTPase activity; GTP binding. The record is from RefSeq and is a predicted model, not a curated record. Gene Ontology annotation, biological process: Rab protein signal transduction.